UUUUAUUUUUGGAAGUGUUUAUUUGAAAAACAUACUGUGGAUAAUGUGGAUGCUUUUACUGUUGAGUCUAAUAGUGAUUCGCUCUUUGAAUGUUCUAUUUCUUCAAGAUUCAAAUUCUAAUUUACCGCCAUCGUUCUGAUUGGUCUUGGAGGGAAGCUCGUGCAAAACGAACUCGUGCGUGUAAAUUUCCCUAGCGUCUAGACCAAUGAAAAACAAGGUCAAACAUUUUCAACUGGAAUAUACUGAGUUAUAUAAUCAUCAGCAAACGAUGACUGAUAACUGAUAAAAUCUCGUCCGUCAGUACAUUAGUCGAUACUCGUGAGAGUAGUUUGUCGGUUACAUUGAAGUAAGUAAGUAAGUAAGUACUCGAGAUUAUUUAACAAAGAUGGGGCCGACUCUUUACAUGAUCCCCGCCAGUCCCGCUGUCAGAUCUGUUACUAUAUGUGCCAAGGCCAUAGGAGUGGAUCUCAAUCUCAAAAACGUCGAUUUGUUUUCGGGAGAACAUCUCAAGCCGGAAUAUCUCAAGAUCAAUCCUCAACAUACAGUUCCAGUUCUUGAUGAUGACGGUUUCAUUUUGGCCGAUAGUCAUGCCAUCAUGUCAUAUCUGGUAUCAAAAUAUGGCAAGGAUAAAUCUCUUUACCCCACUGAUUUACAACAAAGAGCCAUAGUAGACCAUCGUCUGCAUUUUGAUAGCAGCAUUCUUUUUGCAAGGGGAGCCGCGAUUUCAGGCCUACUUUUCGGAGGAGGCAAAGAAAUUCCACAGAAGCUUCUAGACAAUUUAUCUGAAGCCUUCCAGGUGGUGGAGAAACUCCUUCAGAAGACUAAGUAUGCUGCCGGUGAUCAGGUGACCAUCGCAGACCUCAGCUUCGUGACCAGUCUAACCUCUUUCGCACUGUUUGUGCCACUCACAGAAGCGCAAUUUCCCAAAAUCACGGCUUGGUUGAAGAAAAUGGAGGAGCUGCCAUACUACAGUGAAAAUAAAAAUGGGUUGGAACAGUACCAUCAGAUUUUGAAAACGAUAAUGAAGAAAUGAACAUGUACUCAAUAAAUGCAUCAAUCACCUGAAAUCUCUCAAUCUAUUGUACGUAUAAUAUACCUCUAUAUGUAUGUACAAGCUAUGUACCUGAUAGCUUGAUCAUUAUCUA
This is a messenger RNA of Phaedon cochleariae (mustard beetle), 1145 nucleotides long. The record is from the annotation of a GenBank genome assembly. Lineage: Eukaryota; Metazoa; Arthropoda; Insecta; Coleoptera; Chrysomelidae.